Messenger RNA from Thlaspi arvense, 760 nucleotides. The record is from the annotation of a GenBank genome assembly. Lineage: Eukaryota; Viridiplantae; Streptophyta; Magnoliopsida; Brassicales; Brassicaceae.
AGAGGAGAAUCUAUUCUUCAAGGAAGACUAACAGAUCGAAGGAGUCAAAUUAAGUCGCUUUCUUUGACGUUUUCGUUUUCUCGAUCCAAAAUUGUUUCAGUGGAUGAGAAGCCAAGCGUAUCAGACGACUUCUGGGGCACAAGCACCUGCGAGAUGGAUAACAGCACAAUGCAGUCACAGAGAAGCAUGUCUUCUAUCAGCUUCACCAACAACACUGCUACUUCUGAAAGUACAAGCAACCCCACUGAAUUUGUAAACAACGGUGAGAUGAGGUUUCCACACACUGUUGUUUCCAGCGUCAUUCUCUCGCUACCUUUUCUAAAGAACAUUCAAAGCUUUAUUACAUCACGGUUCUCUGCUCUGUCUAGACAACAGUGGCUUGGAAAUGGAACUCCUCAAACAAAGGGCAAACUUCGAGAACCUACAAUAAGGUCUCGGGGGUUUAAGAACUCUGGAUCACAGGUGGUUCCCUCUCAGAACAGGGAUGGAAAUGGUAACAAGAGCGUAGGUGAUAUGAUCUUUGACUAUCUAAAGCAACCUGCUUGCACGCGAUGCAAGACAACAGGGCAUACACAUUGAUGAAAUUGCCCAGCAAUUUAAAACCCCAAAGAACAAGCUCUUUCUUUCUCAUUAUGAAUCUCUAUCUCUACAAAAAAGUGUUUAAUAAAUGAUAAUCUUUCUUAGUUUAUUUUAUCCAGCCCUUUAUCAUGCGUUCUCACGUUUGAAACAGUUUAUUUAAUUUUAUCAUCUUUAUAGUUUU